Messenger RNA from Trichobilharzia regenti, 3553 nucleotides. Lineage: Eukaryota; Metazoa; Platyhelminthes; Trematoda; Strigeidida; Schistosomatidae. The record is from the annotation of a GenBank genome assembly.
GACUAAUGGCGCGAGAAAGAAAGAAAUGGGAAUUAGUACAUCAGUUUGUGUAUGAAGUCGUUGACUUCAGUUCUCAGUACGGUUCAGAGAGCGGGAGUUGUUUUAGUGCCUGGAAUAUUGUUGGUCCAUGUCACGUGUACCCAAACUAUUGCGAUUCUAAUUGUGCUUGUGCUUUUCGAACUUAUGGAAAAUGGUGGCGUAACAGUCCGAGUUAUCUGCAGCCAAUAGGUUCAGUUCCAGAGGAUGUUUAUUCAAGUGAAGAUUAUGUUGAUUUAUACUUUGAUGUACCGGUGAUACCAGUUCGUUUACAAAUUUAUGAAACAUACAAUCCAGGCUGUGUAGUACGCGUUUCAGCCUGUUAUAGAACACAACCUGAAGAUGGUCCUGUAAAUACUCGAAAACUACAAUGGAUCACUUUGUGGAAAGCGCCUCCACUAAUUGUGAACAGUAACCAUCGUCACAAUCUUGGUGGUGCACAUCAAUCAUCUAAUAAACUUCAAUUAACUUACCAUCAUCUUGAUGACACAUGUACUACUUUAGCUUGUCCAACUGUUAAUAGAAUACGUUCAGUAUCUGAAAUUUUCGCCGAUAGAUAUUUACCUGCAAUACAAUACGAUGGAAAUUAUUCAUUUCCAUCACAUUAUUCAGAAUAUAUAGCUCAAUCACGGAUUUUUCAGCCGACAUUGACUAAUGUUAAACCAUAUCCAACAGAUUUAAUACGAAUUGAAUUUGACAAUACACGGUGUAGAUAUUUUACACAAAUAGAUGCUGUUCGUCUAUCCGGUUGGGCUGAAUUAGUGAAUACAUCAAGAUGGACAGGUAUUGGUCAACUAGAAGCGCCUGCACCAAUUACUGAUCUUAGUACAACUAGCCAACAACCGUCAAAUAAUCAUACACACAAUACAUUAUCAUUUUUCCUUGAUUUACUUAGACCGUGUACACCGCGUUUAACAGCAUCAACUUAUGAUUUAACUGAUGCUUCAAUCGAUGUAUCAUUCUCAGAUAUUUCUCCGGGAUCUUCUUCAAAUCUAUUGUGUGAAGAGGAAACUGAUGAAAAUGCAAUGUCAUCAGCCUUAAUACCAGUUAAUGUAUAUCGUCAAUCCUCUGGUCUCUGUCGUAUACCACCGGUUGGAAUGAAUGCAUUAUUAUCAUCAAGUCGGAGUUUAGUUGCACUGCCACCGGGUACAAUAUGCCGAUCAUCUUUAUUCGGACUUACAUAUUUAAAAGAGAACGCACUAUGGCGUCAUGGACCACUAACUCGUUUACCCUAUGAAGUUCUACUUCGUGUUUUUUCUUAUUUGAACUUAAGGAGUUUAUUCCGCUGUGCUUGUGUCUCUCGUCAGUUUCGUUGUCUAGUUGAAGAUACACUAGCCAGUAUGACAAGUUUAAAUCUUCAGUCAUUUUGGUCAACAUUAACUGACCCACACUUGCUUAGUUUAGGUAAACGUUUGGGUCAAGUUAAUCUGACUGUGAGAGCAGUUGCUGAAUAUUAUACAACAGGGAAUUGUUUAGUUGCUCCAAUUACCUUAUUACGUAGAAAAGCUAAAGAAGAAGAAGAAGAAGUGGUGGUGGUGGGAAGGAUGGAGAACGAGCAAAAUCAUACUGCAAAUCAAUAUAAAGUCAGUCGUUAUAAUACAAAUCACUAUAAAGAAUAUAAUUCAUUACAAUAUUCCAAUUAUCCUGCUAAAAGGCGAACGCAUACACCGUUAGCUGAACGUGUACGCAGUUGGAGUACAAGCGCUGAACGCGUACGUAAUCAGGCUAGAAUGUUAGAUGCAAUGUAUUUAGAUGUGAUUGAUAACUGUCAACCGGUUCAAGAUUCAGUUAAUGAAAAGGAUAUUAUUCAUAAGGAUUUAAAUGAAAAGUUCAUUGAUGACAUGAUUACAUUACAACAACAAACUGAUGAAUUAAAUCAUAGUGAUCAUUUCAAUCUGCCUACUUCGCAUUUACGACGUUUAGAUAUGUCGUGGUGUGGGAAUUACUCUCAGAUAUCGCCUACAGCAUUUGGUCAUUUUCUUACAGAUGCUUGUCGUAAUCUGGUCACAUUGCGAUUGUCAAGUUGUAAAUUUCUUAAUGACGAUUGUCUUCUACAUAUUGUCAAUACAUGUCCAUAUUUAAAAGAGCUUGAUUUAUCCUCUUGUCUGGGGAUUACAUCCUACGGUUUUUCAACAUUGGGUCGAUUAAUUCACUUAACAUGGAUUUCAGUUUAUCGAACGUUUAUUACAGACAGUGGUUUAUCUAUACUAUCUGAAUUAUGUCAGCAUUUAAGACAUGUGAAUAUUGGUUCGUGUGUAGAAGUACAUGAUAUGGAUAGUGUACUUCGUGAAUUGACACGAAAUAAUCCAAAUCUGCGUUCACUAAACUUAUGGAGAUGCAGUUCUCUAACAGCUGCAGGAAUAUCCUCUAUAGCUGAACACUGCCAAUACUUAGAAGAGUUAGAUGUUGGCUGGUGUCGUAAUAUAGUGCUUACUCAAGAAUCCAGUUGUAUCUUACGGUUAGCUAACGGUGCUAAACGUUUGAAGAAAUUAUUCCUGACUGGAACAAAUUUACUCAACUCUGAAGAAUUAAUUACACUUGGUGAGUGUUUGAAUUCAACACUAGAACAAUUAGAUAUUCAUAGUUCAACUAAUAUUACCACUUCAGCUAUUGCUAUCUUCUUGAAACAAUGUCAAAAAUUAAAACUACUAGAUGUAUCCUUUUGUCCUGAAAUUCAUGCUGGUAGUUUAAUUACUUUAAGAUAUUUAUUUCCACAUUGUACAAUUAUUGAUUCAAUACCUGACAUGAAUGCGGAGAUAUUAGGGAAUCCAUUCCCUGAGAUGAUUGUCGAUGAGGCUGUGGAUAUUGCCGAUGAUGAAUUAAACCGCUUUGAUCAAAAUGAUAAUGAUGAAGUUGAUUCUGACGAUGGCAAUGACAACAUUCCUCAAAGAUUACAAGGCAGACGUGAAUUGUUAGCUUUGCCUGCGCCUAAUCCUCAACUUGCUAUAGCCGCUGGACCAUCACAAAGUGAUGAACAAUUCAGCAGUUGAGUUGAUAAUAAGCUUUUAUUGUUGUUCGUGUUAUUUUCGCAGCCGUUAUCUUUCUGCAUUGCUUCUCUUUAUCUUUUUUGUAAUGUCAUUUUUGUUUCAGUUAACGUUUGUACAUAUUUCUUUUUUUAUGUUUCUCUCUCCAAUUUAUUUUUAUAUAUACAGUAUGAUUUGAAUAAUUCUCCUAUUUCUUCUGGUUAGUUGUUUUAAAUGUCCAAGUGAACAGUUUAAUAAAUUUGAAAACGAAAAUUCAGUUGAACACUUGAACAGAACCAAUAUCAGGAAUAUAUUUUUUUGGUUUCUAUCUUUUUCUGCGUCUCUUCUUCAUCUUCUUCUAACCAGUCAGUUCACUGACAUAUUGUAAAAAUGAUCCACUGAAAGACACCUACACGCAUACGCACAUGCAUAGCUCCACUAACGUGGUAUUCUGUUGUUUUUACCGCUACCUCUUCUACUGUUGUUGUUACUAUUGCUUUCAUCAGAAUGUUAUUUGACAAUCAAACAAAAGAAAAAUAGAAAAUUUCCUCCAC